Molecule: messenger RNA, 1470 nt
Organism: Carassius gibelio (silver crucian carp)
Lineage: Eukaryota; Metazoa; Chordata; Actinopteri; Cypriniformes; Cyprinidae
Product: P2Y purinoceptor 2-like
Exons: 2
Coding region: 11-1012 (333 amino acids)
Biological process (GO): G protein-coupled receptor signaling pathway
Cellular component (GO): plasma membrane
Molecular function (GO): A1 adenosine receptor binding; G protein-coupled UTP receptor activity
Source: RefSeq, a predicted model, not a curated record
CUGGAUCAGAAUGGCAAUGUUUAACAGUACUGGAAUACUGGAGACUGGAACUAAUGAUAGUCAAGUCUACCGUUGUACUUUAAAAGAACAAUUCAAGUACAUUCUCCUGCCGGUGAGUUACACUUUGGUGUUUGUGUUCGGUCUGGGGUUGAACAUCACGGCCAUGUACAUCAUCCUGUUUCGCACCAAACACUGGAAGCCCAGCACCAUCUACAUGAUCAACCUCAACGUCUGCGACACGCUUUACAUCCUCACCCUGCCGUUCCUCAUCUACUAUUACGCUGAUAAGAACGACUGGCCGUUCGGUGAGCUGAUGUGUAAGCUGAUUCGCUUUCUCUUCUACACAAACCUCUAUGGAAGCAUCCUCUUCCUCAGCUGCAUCAGUCUGCACCGGUUUCUAGGCAUCUGCCACCCGAUGCGCUCUUUGUACUGGAUGAACCGCCGGCGUGCUCGUAUGAUUUCUGUGGGAAUAUGGCUGAUCAUUCUCAUCUUACAGGCACCGAUUCUUUAUUUCUCCCGGAUGAGACAUAAUUAUAAUAAUAAUAAUCUGGUCUGUCAUGACACCACCAUCAAGGAGCUCUUCAAUGACUACAUUGUCUACAGCACGGUGGUGAUGUUUCUGCUUUUUGUCCUACCGUUUGGUGUGGUGCUGGUCUGCAGCGGCCUGAUGGUGAAGAAACUUCUUGAUCCCGGAGAUCUCAGAGAACCAAUGUCACAGCGCUCCAAACAGAAGUCGGUGAAGAUGAUUGUUAUUGUGCUCUUGGCUUUCAUGGUGUGCUUCUUGCCUUUCCAUGUGAACCGCAGUAUUUGCUACACCUUCCGUUACCUUGACAAACACGACUGCAACUUAUUACUACUCUCCAAUAAUAUCUACAAGGUCUCGCGACCUCUGGCCAGUCUCAACAGCUGCAUUGACCCCAUCCUCUACUUCAUGGCAGGACAGAGCUUCAGAAACAGCUUCAACAAGAAAUCAACCAGGAAGUCUGACAGAACCCUUUUAACAUUACAGUAAAAUUUCUUGAUUUUUAUGUCUUUAUUUUUAUAGAUUGACCAUAUGUACUUUUUUUGGGGAUUCCUGGGUUAAGCGCAAUGUGAAAAGGUCUAUUUUCCCGGAAAAGGUCCUGGCCAGGAUUUCUAAACUGGCCAAAAUGUCCGGCUGUAUUUGCAUUGAAUUGCUUUGACUGUUUAUGUAGAUCCCACCUUCAUGAACGCCAUGAUUGGUCGAUUAUUCACAAUGUCUGAAGGUCAUUGGUCAAACUACUUUUCCGUCAUUACUUUUAGCAAUUCUGAUAACAAAGCCAGAACCAGACAGGCAGGAUCUGGCCAGGAUCUUCCUGGGAAAAUAGUGCUUUUCACACUGUGCUUAACCCAGGGUUAUCAUUUGUCACAUUUAGCUAAUGUAGAAGUGAGGUUGAAUUAGCAACAGACACCCAAUCGCUGCCUCACCUGUCAAACAGUGACAGAAAAACA